Protopolystoma xenopodis is the source of this 942-nucleotide messenger RNA. The record is from the annotation of a GenBank genome assembly. NCBI's taxonomy places the organism in Eukaryota, Metazoa, Platyhelminthes, Monogenea, Polystomatidea, Polystomatidae.
AUGGUUUUACUCCCUCAAGGUUGCAUGACACGUCGAGAUUAUACUCCGCCCUACCCGGGCUCGAGUCCCAUUGUUCUGGUCUCCGAGUUGCGAUCUCGAAACACCGAGCUUGAGGCUCAGAAUGCUCUACUGCUAAAGGAGACGGCCGACCUCAAACGAUACGUACGACGCGUGGCCGAACAUGCCGGACUCACGGACUCUGUGCUGCAAUUGCUCACUUUUCCCGUCGGACCACAGGCCACCGGGUUGAGCUCUGCGACUGGUGUCAUUCCUUCUGCUGUCGCAGUGGGUGGAGUAUCCGGACUCGGCACCGCUGGCAAUGGGGCUACUGUUGGCGGUGGUGCCGGGCCCUGCACCGUCUUCCACAACCUCUCGGGACACUCCAGUUGCCGGUUGAACCAAGAGGCACUUUCGUCUGCCGGUCUUCUUCCCAAUGUCAGCUCCGGUCAGUCGGCGGCCAUUUGUGUUCCUCUGGGUCUCGGGGAUCUCGGGGAAUUCACCACCGACACCCUCGAUGCGGCGGCAGCUACGUCGACGGCGACGGCGACGGCGACGGGUCUGUUUGGUCAGGGCCUUCGGUUGAAGACGUCCGGGCCGGAUGUACGCGUUGAGAAUGAGAAAUUGCGUCAGCGCUACGAACAGUUGACGCGAGAGAGGCGCGAAUGGAACCGCGAGUACCAACACCAACGGAGUCAAUUGGAUCGAGCUCAAGAAGAGGUGAUUGCCCAGCGUCAGGCUUUGGAGAAAUUCCGCUCAGAAUUGGAACGAGAACAGCAGAAGUUGAAACAGGACAAGGAUACGCUCCAGCUGCAAUUGGACAUAUACAAGACUCGAGGAAUCGAACUGGAGGCCUCAAAUAACAUUGGUAUGUCCACGUACCAUUGGACCUAUUUUCCUUUGUCCGUAUGUUGCUUCUGUAUUAACCAUCAUCGAAAAGUUUAG